CGCUGCCUCAUUUAUGGGACACUAUUUGUACGAAGUUGGCAGAAGACAUCCUUACUUCUAUGGCCCAGAGCUCCUUUACUAUGCUGAGAAGUACAAUGCCAUCAUGACUGAGUGCUGUGCAGAAGCUGACAAAGCUGCCUGCUUGACACCAAAGCUUGAUGCUCUGAAGGAGAAAGCGUUGUCUUCAUCUGUCCAGCAGAGACUUAAGUGCUCCAGUAUUCAGAAAUAUGGAGAGCGAGCUUUCAAAGCAUGGGCAGUUGCUCGUAUGAGCCAGAAAUUCCCCAACGCUGACUUCACAGAAAUUAGCAAAUUGGCAACAGACCUUACCAAAAUCACCCAGGAGUGCUGCCAUGGCGACCUGCUUGAAUGCGCAGACGACAGGGCUGAGCUUGCCAAGUACAUGUGUGAAAACCAAGCAUCUAUCUCUAGCAAACUGCAGGCUUGCUGUGACAAACCAGUGUUGCAGAAAUACUGCCUUGCUGAGGUGGAGAAUGAUGACAUGCCUACUGAUCUGCCUUCAUUGGCUGCUGAUUUUGUUGAGGAUAGCGAAGUGUGCAAGAACUAUGCUGAGGCCAAAGACAUCUUCCUGGGCAAGUUUUUGAAUGAAUAUUCAAGGCAGCACCCUGACUACUCUGUUGCCUUGUUGCUGAGAAUCGCUAAGAAAUAUGAAGCCACACUGGAAAAGUGCUGUGCUGAAGCUGAUCCUGCUGCAUGCUACGGCAAAGUGCUUGAUGAAUUUAAGCCUCUUGUAGAAGAGCCUAAGAACUUAGUCAAAGCUAACUGUGAACUUUUUGAGAAAGUUGGCGAGUACGGAUUCCAAAAUGCGCUCCUAGUUCGUUACACCCAGAAAGCACCUCAGGUGUCAACUCCAACUCUUGUGGAAGCUGCAAGAAGCCUAGGAAAAGUGGGCAGCAAGUGCUGUGUGCUUCCUCAAGAAAAGAGACUGCCCUGCGUGGAGGACUAUCUGUCUGCAAUCCUGAACCGUGUAUGUGUGCUGCAUGAGAACCCAGUGAGUGAGCAGGUCACCAAGUGCUGUACUGGAUCUGUGGUGGAAAGGCGGCCAUGCUUCUCUGCUCUGCCUGUUGAUGAAACAUGUCCCAAGGAAUUUAAAGCUGAGACCUUCACCUUCCAUGCUGAUAUAUGCACACUUCCAGAGAAGGAGAAGCAGAUGAAGAAACAAACGGCACUUGCUGAGCUGGUGAAGCACAAACCCAAGGCUACAGAUGAGCAGUUGAAGACCGUGAUGGGCGAUUUUGCAGCUUUCUUGGAUAAGUGCUGCAAGGCUGACGACAAGGAGGCCUGCUUCUCUGAAGAGGGCCCAAAACUUGUUGCUGCAAGCCAAGCUGCCUUAGCCUAAACACAUCACAACCACAAGCAUCUCGGUCUACCCUGAGAAAAAAGAGAGACAUGAAGACUCAAGCCUUAUUCAUCUUUUCUGUUGGUGUGAAAUCAACAUCCUAAGGAACAGAAAUUUCUUUAAACAUUUGACUUCUUUUCUCUGUACUGCAAUUAAUAAAAAAUGAAAAGAAUCUA
This is a messenger RNA of Peromyscus leucopus (white-footed mouse), 1533 nucleotides long. Its product is annotated as albumin-like. The record is from RefSeq and is a predicted model, not a curated record. Gene Ontology annotation, biological process: transport. Gene Ontology annotation, cellular component: cytoplasm; blood microparticle. Lineage: Eukaryota; Metazoa; Chordata; Mammalia; Rodentia; Cricetidae.